This is a messenger RNA of Chelonus insularis, 1459 nucleotides long. It is a transcript of the gene Vap33, whose product is annotated as VAMP-associated protein 33kDa. The transcript has 6 exons. Gene Ontology annotation, molecular function: FFAT motif binding. The coding region runs from base 243 to 1010 and encodes 255 amino acids. Gene Ontology annotation, biological process: endoplasmic reticulum membrane organization. Gene Ontology annotation, cellular component: plasma membrane; endoplasmic reticulum membrane. The record is from RefSeq and is a predicted model, not a curated record. Lineage: Eukaryota; Metazoa; Arthropoda; Insecta; Hymenoptera; Braconidae.
AUAAUUUCCGUCAUGACGCAUGCGUAUUUAGAAGAAGGCUAAAAAUCAGAAUUAGUUUAACGGAAUCCUAGAAAGUGGAAUUGUGAAGAAUACACGCUCUAAUACGUGAUCUAAUACGUGAUUUCUAAAAUUUUCAGAGUGUUAUAAUAAAUAAUCAAAGUUAAUAUAGGAAAAUUUCCAAUCUCUUUAUUUGUGAUAACCAAAGAUCUCGUAUUUCUUGAGACAGCCCACGUAAAGACGAGAUGACGAAGCCGGAGCAGGUUUUAAUUAUCGAGCCGCAGGGUGAACUCCGAUUCAGGGGUCCCUUUACUGGUACACACGUUACGUCGUAUAUAAAACUUACCAAUCCUACAAAUCAUAAAGUAUAUUUUAAAAUAAAAACUACUGCUCCAAAAAGAUACUGCGUCAGACCAAAUAGUGGAGUGCUAAAAGGCAAAGAAGUCACUGCAAUUGCAGUGUGCUUGCAGCCAUAUGACUUUGAUCCAAAUGAAAAAAAUAAACACAAGUUUAUGGUUCAGACGAUUUUAGCGUCUGAAGUAGAUCCUGAUGACUUUCCUAAUGAAGUGUGGAAAGAUGUUUCUGAGGAUUUGAUAAUGGAGUAUAAAUUGAAAUGUGUAUUUGAGAAUCCAGUUAGCAGCACUGCAUCGGGAAAGGAUUCUGUUCCUAACGCUCCUAAAUCUGAUUCUAGUACGACUAAUGGCAAAAAUAAAGCCAUAGAAGAUGCAUCAAAGACCUCAUCUAAAUUAUCUGAAUCAGAAGAAAAGCUAAUGAAAGCAGCUGCAGAAGUCAAUCAAUUGAGGGCAGAAGAGAGUAAUUUAAGGCAGGAAUGUCUCCAACUGAAGGAAGAAAUAUUGAAAUAUCAAAACGCUAUGGACAAGGGCAUGACGACAGGACGAUUGACGUCAGGUCCAGUGGAACGCAGCAGUCCACCUAUGAGUUUGACACCUACAACUAUGAUCGCGGCUGUUGUUAUGGUGAUAAUCGGUUAUUUUCUGGGGAAAUUGAUCUGAGCAGUUCUUGUCCAUCUGUACACUCUCAGCACAGCCCUUAAUCCUAUUUUAAUUAGCCUUCUCUCUCCUGUCACUCGAUGCCAUCACUAUAAAUCGCAAUAACUUGAGUUGUCCUUUAAUUGUGCAUAAUAAAAUAACGAUUAUCAAUGUUUCUAGUAAUGGUCUUCGUUAAUAGUAUCGAUUGAUCGUCAAACUUUAUAUUUUUAAAUUUAAAUCGUUGAUCGAAAAUUAUAAACAACUUUUUUUUUAAUUUACAAUCGACUUAUAGUUUUCUUUUCUCAUUUAUAUACAUUUAAUUAUAAAAACAUUGUUUUUUAAGGAAGAGAAGGUAAUAACUACAUUCAUUCGUUGGGUGAUUUUUCAUUCGUUCUAGAGAUAAAAUCGCUUAGAAGUGAAAGAGAAUUCAUUUAAGAAUCUCGUGCUUUAUAAAAGAAAUCGCCUAUAUACUA